Messenger RNA from Camellia sinensis, 1353 nucleotides. RefSeq names its product perakine reductase. Lineage: Eukaryota; Viridiplantae; Streptophyta; Magnoliopsida; Ericales; Theaceae. The record is from RefSeq and is a predicted model, not a curated record. Gene Ontology annotation, cellular component: cytoplasm.
AUAUCUUUGAAAGCUUCAUGGAAUCAACUUUAUUGAUGGGGUAGGAAGCUUGUCCUUGUCUCCAAAUGGAAUUGAAGUGCUAUUCCUCCUUGUUUUGCAUCUUCAAACCUCCAAGCUCUCUUUUGUUGAAGAGAAAUGGAAGACAACAAUGAUAUCCAGAUCCCAAGACUGAAACUGGGUUCACAAGGGCUUGAGGUUUCCAGAUUAGGCUUUGGAUGUGCAGGACUUUCUGGAAUAUACAAUGAUCCUCUCUCGCACGAGGCUGGGUGUUCAAUUAUAAAGGAAGCUUUUAGUAAGGGUGUCACCUUCUUCGAUACCUCUGACCUCUAUGGACAAAAUUAUGACAACGAGAUCAUGGUUGGCAAGGCCCUGAAACAAUUUCCACGAGAAAAGGUUCAGUUAGCUACAAAAUUUGGGAUUAUCAAAUUAGAGGGUGGUCAAUUUGAUGUCAAGGGUACUCCUGAAUAUGUACGGCAGUGCUGCAAAGCUAGUCUUAAACGACUUGACCUGGACUAUAUUGAUCUGUACUAUCAGCACCGUGUGGAUGUUUCAGUGCCUAUAGAGGACACUAUGGGAGAGCUCAAGAAACUGGUAGAGGAGGGAAAGAUAAAGUACAUUGGAUUAUCCGAAGCUAGUGCAGAAACAGUAAGGAGAGCCCAUGCAGUUCAUCCCAUCACUGCAGUCCAAGUGGAGUAUUCUCUAUGGACUCGUGACAUUGAAGAGGAUAUAAUUCCACUUUGCCGAGAGCUAGGUAUUGGGAUCGUGGCAUAUAGCCCUCUUGGUCGUGGCUUCUUUGGUGGGAAGGGAGUUGUUGAGAGUGUGCCCAACGGUAGUCUAUUGGCUCACUUUCCAAGGUAUACCGGAGAGAAUCUAGAGAAGAACAAACAACUCUAUGCCCGUCUAGCCAACAUUGCUGCAAAGCAUAAUUGCACCCCUCCUCAGCUGGCUUUGGCAUGGCUGCUUCAUCAAGAAGACAAUGUUGUUCCAAUCCCAGGGACAACCAAGGUUAAUAACCUUCAUAGUGCAAUUGGAUCAUUAGCACUGAAGUUUACUGUAGAGGAUAUGAAAGAAAUUUCUGAUGCAGUUCCGGUGGAUGAAGUGGCUGGUGACAGAGAUUUGGAAUACCUUAAAAAACACUCUCGGAAGUUUGCAAACACACCAGCAAAAUCAUAAGUUAAAACUACAUAAUGAAGCUAUAUGGAACUCAUAUUUUAUCCACUUCCUCAUGGUUUUGUUUCUGAAAGUCAUACUUUUUAGUUGUGAACUUGUAAUGCUGACAAAUAAAAAUUACAGGGUGAUAGACGCCACACUGUCUAAAUUCAAUAUAUACAUCUUUGUGUGAGUUUUAUUUUA